GUUAACGACAACCCCGGUGAGUCUAAGCGCCAUUUUUGAUUUUGUGUUUUUGUAAAAUCAGGGCUAAAUACUUAAUGGAUCAACAAUCAUGGACAUGGACUUAUCAGCCAAUAGAGAUGGAACAUCAUCAAUGAUAGGACAGUUUGAGAUAUUUUGUCAAAAGGCAGCUGACACAUAUAAGCAGCAUGUUCAAGAGCUAGAGACACAGAAGUCAGAUCUCAUCACAAAAUAUGAAGAGUGUAACAGAGAAAUAGACAGGCUGAGUAGCAAGAUCACUUGUCUUGAAGAGGAGAAUGUAUCAUUGAAAAGACUGAAUGAGACAUUAAUAUCAAAGCAUGCUAAACUACUGCAGAAAAAUGGAGUCAGCACCAAUGGGGCACAGAAUAACAUUUUGAGGGAACGAGAUCAGCUGAGAGAAUUUCCAGAAAUAAAACAAGCACAUCUUAAAGUCCUUGGGGGGAACCACGUAUGUGCUAAAAAUGAUGGAUCCCAAAGGAUGGAACAGUUACGAAAUGCUCCUCUGAAAGACCAAUUAGCCAGUCAAACAAAACAAGGUCAAUUGGAUGAAGAGAAUGAUGGGUUAUCUGAAAAUACAGAAUGUUUGGAGAAAAAGCUAAAGCUACGCAAAAAUAAUCUGAGAAAGAAAAGAUACAAAGAGGAGAAGUCCCCACCAGAACUAAAGAGGAAAACUACAUUCACUGAACAACCUAGUGCUGCGAUUAAGAAAUCCCGCCUUGAAGCAGACCUCUACGUACCUGAGACAAUGGACUUAGAUAUGGAAAUACCAACAAGACUGGUUAAAAGUGAGAAAAAAUCUGCAAUAAUCAUUCCUGAAACUGUUCCUAUGGAUAUACUAGAUGAAGUGGACUCAAUGGAAUAUACACCAUUUUCUCAAUCGAAUUCUCAAAUGAAUUUAAAAUGUCUGAAAAAACAAACUCAAGUUAAUGAUGUGGACUCAAGAACAUGUAGGUCAUUUAAACCACCUCCAAUAGCUCCAUCAUUAUCCAGUACCCCAAUAGAGGUAAAAUCCCAGAAUGCCGUGAAACCAACAAGUUCUUUACACAUGACUGAAUUCAGUGCAAUAGCCCAUGAUAGCGAUAAUGAAUCUGAGUCAGAUGAAAUGAGUACAAGGAUUUUAGAUAAUGCUCCUGCUUCCCCUCCCAGUUCACCCGUAUUUGGAAGCAACAACAACACAUCUAGUGAACAUGCCUUGCCAAACAUAACACAUUCCCCAUUGUUCAAGGAUGAGCAUGACCCAGAUAUCAUAGAAAAGACUGCCAGUUUCAAUAUUGAAAAACCAGAGAUAUCAGGCAAUGAUAUCAAUACAAGAAAAGACAAGCCCCCGCUGCCACCAAAUAUUGAAUCACUCUUUGAACCACCUGAGGAAGAAUCGGAUUCACAGUCACCAUUACUCCUGAAAAGAAACCAGAAUAAAAAUUCUGUUAGGGUUGGAGUUAAAAACAAUACAGAAACAUCCAAAUCUUCUCCAUCUGUGCUAAGUGGAAAGUCAAAACCGUUAACAAACGCAACAUAUGAAGAAGAUCAAGAGCCACAUGAUUGGUUACGUAAAACGAGGUCAAACACAAAACAUUCACAAAGCUCAUCUCAAGGUUCAAAACACUCACAGGAACAACUCUCAGGGCAUGUAAAACCAAAGGGGAAAUCUAAAAGAAAAGUUAAAAAAGAUGAUAAAAAUCUUCUUCAGACAACAAUGACUCAAUUAUUUGACUCAGUGGAGAAGAAAAAGAAAUCAAAGCGAAAUCAAAAUAAAUCAGAUGUUCUUGAAACCAAAUUUCACAGUUCACAAAGUGAAAACAAAAAUAAGUCAAAAGAAAGUCGAAACAAUGACAGUCCAAGUAAGAAAGAAACAAGUGCCGACAAAUUAAAGUUUGAUAGAGAAUUAAGAGCAGCAAUGAGGAACUCUUUAAAGGAAACAACUAACAUAACUGAUAAUGUAACUGAUAACCCAACAUUAGAAAACACAAGGGAUGAGACUAAUCUACCACAUACUGACAUUAGAAAUGAUCAACUUGAUACAUAUGACUCUGAUGAAACAUGCAUCACGCAACACAACAAAUCAAGAAAACUAAAGAAGAUAGAGAAAGAAAAACUAGUCAAUAGAGACAAUAGUGAACAUGGAUUCAAUUUCAAAAAGCCAUGUACUCCAAAGAAAUGUAUUCAAUCUGAGAACUUGUCUCCAAGAAGGAGUCCAAGAUUGUUAAAACAUCACCAUGAUCAGGAAAAUGAUGAGGGCUCACUUCCUGAUAUUGACAUUAAUAAAAAGUUAAAAGGAAAAGUGAAACGUAAGAUCUUGAAGUCUAAGAAAAAAUUAGAACCAAGUUUAAACAUUGAACCCUCUAAUCCUGGACAUAUAGAUUUAAAUGGGACCAUUGAUCCAAACUUGAGACUGACACAGUUUGAGGAUUCAAAUAAAGAUGGUGCUGUUGCAACUAUUGUUGCCAUGGAAACGUACAAUUCUGAUAUGAGCUCUGAAUUUCUUGACCAGCCUGGGAAUAUAGGGACACCUGUAAUAGGACCACCUGUUGAGUUAGAGGGGUCUGAAAUGGAGAAGUCCCAAGCCAUUUCCUCAUCGUGUGCGAGUGUAACAUUUGGUCGGGUGUCCACUCACUUUGAAAAUCAUGAAGAAGACCAGGAUGAGAGCUCUCAGGAUAUAUUUGGUGAAAAUAAAGGAGAGGACAGAAAUGAUGCUACCUGUCCUAUGGAAUCCUUCCAUGACAGCUUUGACCAGUUACCCAAACAGGCAGAUGGAAAGCCUGACUAUGCACAUGUGGAGGUGGUCAGAAAACAUGCUGAGCGAAGGAAACUUAAAGGAUUCUGUUGUAAAGAGUGUGCUAAGUAUUUGGAUACUCUAGCCUUGACAGAUUCACAGAAAAAGGAGCGUUUGAAGGCGCAAUCUCGCCACCGUGGCCAGUUUGAAGCUCCCAGCACCCCAGAGCACUUCUGGUCUAUAGGCAUGCAAGAUACACCUGAAGUUUUAGAGAAUGAGUAUGGCGGCUACAUGGCAGUGGAGACAAAGAGUCAGGUGAAAGAGAGGCCACGGAGACGUCGUCCCUUCAACAAGAUGUUUACAACAGAAAGGGAAGACAAUCAAUUGAAUGAUGAUGAUGAACAGUCAGAAAAUGAAAGUCCACUUGAGGACUUGUAAAAAUUGAGUUUCAGUAUACAUGUACUAUAUUGAGUACAUGUCAGUAACACUUGCCUAAUCUGAACGCCACUUGGGCCAGCCAAAAUGUUGAGAUUAGUGGGUGUUCAGUCAUUUGAGAAUUUUUUCUAAUAAUUUAUUUAUGUCCAUGGAGAGACCAAGAAAAAGUCUUCAUAUUAGAAAGGU
Molecule: messenger RNA, 3349 nt
Organism: Owenia fusiformis
Lineage: Eukaryota; Metazoa; Annelida; Polychaeta; Sabellida; Oweniidae
Source: the annotation of a GenBank genome assembly